Messenger RNA from Exophiala spinifera, 888 nucleotides. RefSeq lists its product as uncharacterized. Gene Ontology annotation, molecular function: catalytic activity. The transcript is spliced from 4 exons. The coding region runs from base 1 to 888 and encodes 295 amino acids. NCBI's taxonomy places the organism in Eukaryota, Fungi, Ascomycota, Eurotiomycetes, Chaetothyriales, Herpotrichiellaceae. The record is from RefSeq and is a predicted model, not a curated record.
AUGAAAGUACCUUGGACCAGGUUAAUCCGGUUCACAACCGCCGACGGGCGUGUGCUACGCGGCGAGCCGAUACUUCCCACCGAGGACUAUGAUCUGGGGAAAGUGACCGAGGCAGACCAACUGAAGGCGAAGGUGAUUAUUGGAGACGACCCUUUCGAUGCGGAGAAAACGGUUGUGAGCGACGAGGUUGUGACAGUCAAGACUCUGCUUGGUCCUCUGGCCAGAGAUGAAGUCCCGAUCUUGAGAUGCGUGGGCUUGAACUAUGCGAAGCACAUCAAGGAAGCAGGCAGGACGCCGCCUCCAUUUCCAUUCAUCUUCUUCAAGCCUAAUACCACGAUCACCGACCACGGUGCCCCUGUGGUGAUACCGAAGAUCGCACAGGACGAUCAGGCGGACUAUGAGGGGGAGCUCUGCAUGGUCAUUGGUAAAGACGCAAAGGACGUUUCGAAAGAUGACGCUCUGGACUAUGUCGCAGCAUAUACAGCCGGUAACGAUGUAUCGUCGCGAAAGCUUCAGCGAGACCCAAAUCUAGCCGGACGAGUACCGCAAUGGGGCUUCUCGAAAGGCUUUGACACGUUCGCGCCGUUGGGUCCUUGUCUGGUGGCGUCCGAACUCAUCGGCGACCCUUCAAAAUUGCAUUUGAAGACCAUCAUCGACGGUGAGGUUAGGCAGGACGAGAGUGUCUCUGACUUACUGUUCGAUUGCGCCUACUUGGUCUCGUUCCUAAGUCAAGGCACGACACUGCAGAAAGGAAGCGUUAUCAUGACAGGUACUCCUGGAGGCGUCGGGGCAGGUUUCGAUCCUCCAAGGUAUCUUGCACCCGGAACCGCGAUGGAGGUUGAGAUAUCUAAAAUUGGCACCUUGAAGAACCCCGUAGAAUUUGCAUAG